GUACGAUUAAAUUUUGUUUAGAAAACGAUACUAUAAUGAAUAUAAUGUAAAUUUUAAAAAUAUUUAUGUUGUAUUAGGAAAAUUCAGUUCUUUCUUCAUGUGAAUAAGUAUUGAUCAAACAAAUAUUUGGAAAAUGGAAGAACCUGUAAGAAAAUCCGUUCUCGAUUACAUCCGAAAAAUUAAAAAAUACAGUCUAUGUAGACUUAUAUUUUGUGCAAAAGCUACGAAUUGCGAAGAAAUCGUACGAUUGUUUGAGUACGCAAUUACAGAAAAAUUUUCGCAGCGUAUUACAGGAUUACUUCUCGUUUAUUCUGAUUUUAUGAUUCAUUUAAUCGAAGGUGCAGAAGACGAUGUUUUUCGAUUGUGUAACGAGGUGUUCGCAAAUAGUUCGGGAGUUAUAACAAAUAAUAAAUGCUUAUACGUACAAAACGGUGCAAAGCAAUUUUUUCAAAAAUGGCACUACAAACGAUUGAACAAUUACAAUUCGAAUGUAAAAGAAUUAGAGGAAAUCGAGGAUAGCUUCGAAAAUAUAUCUACUAUACAUAAAACAAUGAUUUUAAAUUUACACAAAUUAUAUACUGAAUUAUGGAAUGUGCACCACUCGAAAAGUUACCAAAGUUUUAUUGAGCAAUUGAAUUUAAUAUCAAGAAAAGGACAUUUGAAUAUUCCGUCUAAAUCAAAUAUGGAAUUCGUACUCAGAAGUCGUUGGGGAUAUGAUCUGAUGACAUUAGCCAAGGACUAUUGUAAUCUAAAGUAUCCAUACAGUUUUGACGAUUAUUCUCCAGUUUCUGAAAUUAUACAUGAAAUUAAAUAUAACGUUGAAUAAUUUUAUAAACUAUUAUUAGUAAAAACAA
Molecule: messenger RNA, 854 nt
Organism: Hylaeus volcanicus
Lineage: Eukaryota; Metazoa; Arthropoda; Insecta; Hymenoptera; Colletidae
Exons: 2
Coding region: 134-826 (230 amino acids)
Molecular function (GO): FAD binding; blue light photoreceptor activity
Source: RefSeq, a predicted model, not a curated record